Messenger RNA from Plasmopara halstedii, 201 nucleotides. RefSeq lists its product as uncharacterized. Lineage: Eukaryota; Oomycota; Peronosporomycetes; Peronosporales; Peronosporaceae. The coding region runs from base 1 to 201 and encodes 66 amino acids. The record is from RefSeq and is a predicted model, not a curated record. The transcript is spliced from 2 exons.
AUGGAUUCGUCUAUAAUCGACCAGAACACCAAGGAAUCAGAUAAACGUUUAUCUGAGUUGCUUCGUUGGAAUGCAUGUUCUGCUAAGAAAAAUAGACCAUUGUCUUUUGGCCAAGUGCCUCUAUCGCAAGAGGACCCUCUACUUGCAAAAUACGAUAAAAAUGAUGCCGACUUGACCUUUCCCUCGCGAGUCAUCUCAUGA